Messenger RNA from Symbiodinium necroappetens, 3848 nucleotides. The record is from the annotation of a GenBank genome assembly. NCBI's taxonomy places the organism in Eukaryota, Dinophyceae, Suessiales, Symbiodiniaceae.
GCUCCCGCGACUUCUGGAGAGAUGAUGAAAUUGUGGUGGACCGCGACGGCAUACCCCAUUACACCGGGGCGGCUCCACAACUGAUGCGGGAGUACAGGCGACGAGUUCUUUUCGCCUACUCCAAUUUGGAGGGCAGUGGAGACGAUGAAGAGAAGGAGCGCAAGAGCUUGGCAAAGAAGAAGAAGAAGAAGUUCGGGCGGAAGCUUUUGGAUGCGCUGCACGGCGAGGCCUUCCGGGCCUGCCAGGACCUUAUGCUGGAGACCGAGAAGCUUCAGGCCUUCGACCAGUACUUCGACAAGUGCUUCCGCAAGACGGGGCAGUCCAUCGACAGCUACCUUCGCCAAAGGAAGCAAGACUGGAGCGAUUUGCAAGACGUCGCACAGGGAGUGACUAUGAGCGAGGAGCUGCAAACCUACUUCCUGUUGAAGAACAUCGGCCUGAGCCGGGAGGAUAAGCGGCAAAUUUUACUUGCCAACGAAAGCUCCUACACGAUGGAGGGCGUCGAGAAAGCUCUCCGUGCCAGCUUCUUCGACGUGCACGAGCGUGCGAGAAGAGAGUGGCAGGGCAGCAGCAAGCAGCCAAAGGGCAGCACCAAGGGCUGUGGCCGGCGUAACUAUGCCCACCUCGCCGACGCCGAGCCCGAGCACGAGGAUCUCUUUGAGGAGCCCGACGCGAGCGGCUAUGACGAGGGCGGCCCGGAGGACUAUGCCAACGCCGUCGUCGACGAGGGUGCCGAGGCGGAGGGCGAGAUCUCAGAUGCCAGGGCCUGCGGUGACGAGGAAGUUUUCGAAGCCUAUGCCAGCUACAAGGAGAGCCGGCAGAAGCUCAAGGACCUGCAGCGCUCUCGUGGCUUUCUUCGCCCGCGCGAUGGCGGGAGCAACAUGAGUGAGGAUAAGAAGCAGGCCAUCGCCCCAGAGAAGGCCAGGACACGUUGUUCGGUGUGCGGCCGUUUGGGUCACUGGGCAGCGGACAGCGCCUGCCAGAAAGGAGGAGGAAGCAAGAAGGGUGCCAAGAAGGGCCGUGGGUUUGAUCACGGCGCUGGCGGCCCAGGCAAGACGAAGGGCCCUGGGAAGGCCUAUGCCGUCUGCCAGGAGCCCCGCUCCAAGGACGACCCCGAGCAGCAGGAGAUGGAGCAGGAGGUGUGCCCACCUCCAACGGUGCCCAAGGACAAGAUCGAGAUCAAGGUACAGACAGCCGGGACCAAGGCGGAGGUUCUGGAGAGGCUGUCGCGACUUUACCGCGGAGACAAGUUCGCCGAGGAGACCGGGGCCGAGGGACGAGGCCACGGCAGCGAUAAGGCGAUACAGUUGAUCCGUUGGAUUUGGCGGGAACAAGAGCGAGCCGGAAGAUACUAUUUGAUUGAGGGGCCGGUCGGUGCGGAAGCCUGGUUCAGCAAUGCUGAAAUUCUGCUGAACAGGUUGGCUAAGCGAAGCUGGGCAAGGAGAUUUGCCAAGGACUACACGAUGAGGCUUGACUAUGCCGUGGCUAUGUCCUACCAGGAGGGCGCCUUCUGGAUGGAUGCCGCCUGCCCCGUGGAUAUGGAGGUGGAAGAAGACGAGGGCGACGAGGACUUUGAGGAGCCCUGGGAAGACGAAUGCAUGAUCCGGGUUCACCGGGCCCAGAGGCGCAAGCUCUUCGUGCCCGAUUCCUCGACAGCCCCGCCUUGCCGUUUUGCAGUUGCUCGAGGGGACCUUAGACUAUAUCCAGCCAGCAGGAGGGCACAGAGGGCUGGAACUAAAUCAAUACCGAUGCUCGAGGGUGCCAAUGCCGAGGUGAUCCUUAUCCUAGGAAGUCGUUGUUUUACUUGGUGGGGGCGCGGCUUUGACGACCGACUGGAAGAGUGGUACACUAUGUCACCGUUGGCCCAGAUAAGACCCAUCACUGCCAAGGACCGGAAGCUCUACGUGGCGGUGUUCGGCAAGGAGGUCGGCGAGGUCGAGGGCGAGAUCGAGCUGACGGGCUGCAGCAGAAGGAGCUGGCCCGAGACCGGCAGUGGCAAGCCCUACCUCGAGAACUGCGUGUCGGCAUUUUCCGUUGCCCAGAUUGCCCGGAUCAUCACGGACCGGGGCAAGUACUUUCUUUCCACCGUGGCGGAGGACCUUGCGGGCCACGGGUGUCACGUGGAGCCGCCGGCGCGAGCGCAGCUGCGGAGGCCCAAGAACGCGAGGCCAAGAGGCUUCGGGGAGCACUCUGCCAACUACGUGGCUGCCUACCACGCGAUCGGCGUCAGCAAGGGCGACCUGCUCUUUGGCUUCAAGCGGAACUGCUUUACCAAGACGAAGGAGAUGUUCACGGCCAAGGGCGGCUCAGACGAGAAGGACUGGCGCAGCAAGCUCGACUUGAUCAUCCCAACUCGUUGGGUGAGAACAAAUAAGAACGACGGCAUCUACGGUGCCCCCUUCUUGGCCAAGUCGAGGCUCGUGGUGCAAGGGUUCAAGGACAAGGCCCUGGGCCUUUACAGGAGGGACGCUCCAACGGCGAGCGCCACAGCAGAAAGCAUCUGCCUCGCAAUCUGUGCUCACAAGCGCUUCCUCCUGUUCGCAAAGGACAUCAAGAAUGCCUACUUCUCGGGCAAGAACGUGCGGCGCGAGAUUUAUCUUGAGCAACCACGUGGGGGACUUCCCGGUUUGCAGCCACGUCAGCUUUUAAGAGCCAAGAGAGCUAUAUAUGGUUUUGCUGAGGCGGCUCGGUUGUUUUGGCUGGCUUUGCGGGACCACCUUCUUUCCGACGGCUGGGAGGAGAGCAAGCUUGAGCCUGCUUUGUUCUACCUUCGGAGACAAGGUGCCUUACUGAUGGGCAUACUUGUUACCCACGUGGACGAUAUCGAGGGCGGAGUGCACCCAAAGAUGUUGGAGGCCGCCUUCGAGAAGCCCAGCCGGGCCCUGGGGUUCGCCACCAACCACGUGAAGGAUUUCAUCUUCCGGGGCAGGGAGGUGAAACAGACCAGCGAGGGGCACAUAGACGUCAGCAUGUGCAACUAUGCCCUGAGCAUGAAGUGUUUGCAAGUGGCGUCAGCGAGGCGCAAGCAACUUGAAGACGAACUCGAGCCCGAAGAGCUGGAGAAGCUGCAGAGUGCAGCCGGUGAGCUAGGCUGGCUCACGAGGCAGCUUCGCUGCGACCUGGCCUACGAGAACGGCGUGAUCCAGAAGUGCAAGACCGAUGCGGUUGUGGCCGACCUGGUGAGGCUACAGAAGUACAUGGGUCAAGCGCGGCGCGGCGCAGACUUCAGGCAGAGGUACUGGAAGUGGACACGCCAACGGCGCACCAGACCACAACGAAGUUCUUCGUUACAGCUCCGUGAGCGGACAUUUAUUCUGGUGGCCAAUGCGGAGAUAUCGGAUGGAAAAGAGGCCAGAGCCAACAUCAUUGGCUACCACUCCUCCCAAACGAAGAGAGUUUGCAGGAGCACCCUGGCUGCUGAGGCGAGCCACCUGGCAGAGGCAGUGGAAGCUGGUGACUGGGCAAUUGUUUUGCUCGAAGAAGCCCUUACAGGGCAACUGGACCUGAAGAAUUGGGACAAACUUAUUGAGAAGAGGUCCCGGGCUUACGUCACGAACGCAAAGUCGGUCUUCGACUACCUGGCCAAGGACUCCACGAGUACCAGCAGCGACAAGCGCAUGGCGAUCGAGGGCGCAUUGCUCCGGGAGACGGUCAGGAAAGACAACGCCCACGUCAAGUGGAUAGACGGGCAGCAGAACAUUGCCAAUGUCUUGACGAAGAAGGCCAAUGCCGAGAAGGACACCCUGAAGGAGUUCCUAAGGACAGGGCUUAUGAGCCUAGUGCAGACCGAGGCCAACCAGUGGCUCAAGGAGCGAAAGCGAGAAGAGCGGCAACGGCGGAAAGCCUAG